Messenger RNA from Alexandromys fortis (reed vole), 4330 nucleotides. It is a transcript of the gene Pheta2, whose product is annotated as PH domain containing endocytic trafficking adaptor 2. Gene Ontology annotation, cellular component: early endosome; trans-Golgi network; recycling endosome. The transcript has 3 exons. NCBI's taxonomy places the organism in Eukaryota, Metazoa, Chordata, Mammalia, Rodentia, Cricetidae. The record is from RefSeq and is a predicted model, not a curated record. Gene Ontology annotation, biological process: receptor recycling; endosome organization; retrograde transport, endosome to Golgi. The coding region runs from base 1948 to 2727 and encodes 259 amino acids.
CUUCAUAUGUAACUCUCCACACAUCCUGUGCUCUCUACCUUCGAACUUCACCCCUCAUCACACUGCAAGCCUGGGCUCAUCACUUCUGCCUGGUUCACAGAAGGCCCUCAACGACCUUCUGCUUCCAUCUAAGGAGACUUUCUCCACAGCAGACAAGGCAAACCUUGAAAACCCAGCUCUGCUGGCUGGAGAGAUGGCCUCAGUGCUUAACAGCACUCGUUGCAAAGCAGAGGACAGGGGUUCAGGGUCUAGAUUCACAUAGUGGCUUCAACAACUAUCCCUACCCCAGUUCUAAGGGAUCUGACACCGUCUUCUGAACUCCGAGACAUGCACAUGGUGCACACAUACAUACAUGCAGGCAAAACUCUCAGACACAUAAAAUAACCUAAAUAGAACCCAACCCAGCCCUGGUCACGCCUCUCUCCGUUUGGAGAAAUGGCUUUCCUAAGCCCCACCCUCUACCUUCUGAUCCUGUUUCUUACAGUUAUCUUCCUCAUUGCCCUCCUUGUGAUUCUUCAAACACAGUAGCUCCGGGGCCUUUGGAACUAGCGGGGCUCUCUGCCUACAAUGCUGACCCCCUCAUAUCCCUUAAUUAUCUCUCAAAGUGAGGUCUACUCCGAACGUUUAAACCUCAAGCUCCCCACCGUGAGAAGCCCACGCUCCAUUUCCCUGGAUGGUUUUCGCCUUGUAACAUAUUUACUCCAGGUGAUACUUUGAAUUGAAGAAAAGUAAACACCCACCGCACCCCACAAAAACCAGCCAGCACAACUCAAAGCAGGGUGUAGGUACUCUUCUUUUUCUCUACAUUGUGAGGUCAGGGAGGGGACCUCAGAGUUGACCUAAAUGUCAAGGAGUUCUGAGGCUAGUGAUGGGGGUGGGGUGAGAAGGAAGGGCUCUCUGGGCUUCAGGAACUGCAGAGAAGAGGUUGAGGUGGGAACCCACAAGCUCCUGGGCAGACGUUUAAACGCAUUUGCCCUCGGCUUCUGGGAGUCCUGCCUGCCUUAGUGCUAUCCUGCAGUCUUCCCUUAAGCGUUUGGAUGGACAAACUCCAGGUAGAGCUUUGGGAUCACAGGUGAACUGCAGCCCCUCACUGGCAGGUGACAGAAGCCGUAAUGGCCAAUUUCUAGAGGCAGAGAUGGGGCUGACCCAAGGACUUAGUUGCAGGCUCUUUAGGAGCUAGCCUUAUGAAGCGCCCUAUCCGAUGAAUUGCCCGGCUUGGCUCUGCCAGCGUGGGGUGGGACUGGCUGGGCGGUAAGGGGGAAUUUUUUGGGGAAAAAAACUGUCUAAUUCUUUCUCCUUUGGUGGUGGGCUGGAGGUCUGUGGGUAGCCUGACGUUGGGCUUGGGGUUCGAGGUCAUUCAUCACCGACAAGUCCUGCGGCUCAGGCGGGUCCUCACCGCCAGGUCCUCAGUUUCCCUCUGGUGUGCGUGCCGAGGCGACUUUGCAGAUCCCGAGGCCUGGUGGGUACUGGGCGGGGAGAGACCGGGGCGGUAACACGAGCCUCCCGGGCGGGGUCUCCUGGCUCCCGCGGCCACGUCUGCGGCCCGGGCGGAGGCGCGGGGUCCGGAGCAGAGAGCGGUCGCAAAGCACCCGACUAGGCAGGCUCAGGCUCUGGAGGCUCUUCUGAUAAGUGUGUCACCAACAAGACCCCACCAAGAAUGUGUGAGACCAUUUACUGCUUCUCCUUCAUUAUGACUCUUGCGGGUUGAGCUGCCAUAGGAACCUUGGAGCACCAGAAUUUGUUUUUUGAUAUCCAGGUUUUUUUGUGCGUGGCCCUUUGAUGACCUUUGAAAAGGACAGCAAGGAAGAUUAGUCAGUGUCCUUCACAGAUGAAGUCUGGGAGCUGCAGGGACACAGUAGCAGCCACAGGACUGGGCUGGAGGUCUUCUGAGCUUGGGGCCUUUCCUCCAGGUGCUCCCAUCUCUACCUCAGCAUUCUUGUGGACGCCAUGAAGCUGAACAAGAGGAGCAUGGCCCACUAUGCUCUGAGCGAUUCUCCAGCAGAUCACACCGGCUUCCUUCGUACUUGGGGGGGACCAGGGACAGCACCUACUUCCAGUGGUGCUGGCCGAAGAUACUGGUUUGUGCUCAAGGGCAACCUGCUAUUCUCUUUUGAGAACAGAGAAAGCCGGACCCCUCUGAGCCUGGUGGUAUUGGAGGGCUGCACGGUGGAGCUGGCCGAAGCUCCUGUGCCUGAGGAAUUUGCCUUCGCCAUUCGCUUUGAUGCCCCUGGAGUGCACCCACACCUGCUGGCAGCAGAUGGGCAGGUUGCCCAGGAGGCCUGGGUAAAGGCACUAUCCCGAGCCAGCUUUGGCUACAUGAGACUUGUAGUCCGAGAACUGGAGAGCCAGUUGCAGGAUGCCCGUCAGAGCCUGGCCUUGCAUCGCUGUGUGUCCCAGAAGUCUGUUGCCAGCUGUAGUAAGCCUUGGACUACUGACCGCUCAGCUCCAGGCCCUGAGAAUGGUCACUUUCUCCCUAGGGACCGAAAUCCCAAUGGGUCUGUGGAAGAAAGGGGAAGCAGGCCAAUGGGUCGGGAUUUGACUGAAUGGGAGUUGCAGGGCCCUGCCAGCCUCCUCCUAAGCAGGGGACAGAGCCCCGUGUCCCCUGAGACCUCCUGUUUCUCUACCCUGCAUGACUGGUAUGGGAAGGAGAUCAUGGAGCUAAGGCGAGGAUGGCAGCAGAGGGCCAAGGGGAGCCAGCCAGAGAGCAAGCAACAGGAUAGGCCCUGAUUCCCGGCCCUUUGCACUGUGACCCUGACCUGCUGGUCAGGAUGCCAGGGUCAGUACUUCAGGAGUUAAAUGUUUACUCAUUUCCCAGAUUGCUGUGUGUGUGUGUGUGUGUGUGUGUGUGUGUGUGUCCCUCCUGCUCUGUAGACUUUCUCCAACUUGCAAUCCUCCCCUCUGCCUGGAGUGAACUGAGGAAUCAUGACUUCCAACCUGUUUCCUGAGGCCUAGAAAGGCCAGGUGGCUGAUGGGAACAUAAUGUAAUGCAGGAAGGGGCUGUGCCCCCGCCCCUGCAGGACACUCUAGCUGUAAUGUCCAACAUAAGAAGUCUUGGGCAUCUGAAUACCAGCAGUGCCAGCAGAAGUGGCCUGAGGACUGACAUCGACAUGGUUUGUGCAGGGCUCUCUGUAGGAGAGGCUCUCCCGGUGCUAAGGGGGAUUUUUCUUCUCCCCCGCCACCUUGUCAAUGCCCAGUGCUGGACAUGGCCCUGGGAGAGGCAGGCAGCCUUUAUCUAGGAGCAGCCCUUCCUGAUCUGCUGUCCACGGAUUGUUCCCAGUGCUUGUCUGCCAAGAACCCUCGUGGCUACUUUCUCCUGUAUCAUGCCAAGUAUUGUUUUCUAAGAGGACAAAUGGCUGGGUCUUAUAGAGCCAGAAGCCAGGCCCAUCCGUCCCUUUAUGUAUGUGCGGUGACGGUGACUGUGGGAAAAUGCGGGGCUUGAUAGAGCUAUACCUCUUUCCCAAACAAAACCUGCCUCUGCCUGACCACCCUGCUUUCCCUGUCUGGGGACUUGGGGCAACCUGACCCAAAUCCACCCAGGCUUAAAGGCCAGUCUUUGGCCUCCAGGAGACUUGAGUUUCAUGAUCUCCUUGGCCAGGGCCAGGUCCUGUGACGCCAGGCAUGGUUCUCAGCCUGCACAUAGCAUCAUAGCCAACUACCCUUGAUUGUACACACAAGUACUACGCCUUUGCUAAGUUUCUUGUUAGUGUUCUUUAGUUUGGUUUUUGGAGACCAGCUCUCACUUUGUAGCCCAUGAAGGCCUGGAACUCAUUCUUAGCUUUGCAAGCACUGGGAAUAGUUAUGAACCACCACACCCUGUUUGGUUUUGUUUGCUUUGUAGCAGGUCUUGGUUCUCCGGAAGGCCUGCCCACCCAGCUCCUCAUACUAGCACUUCUGGCUUUAGGUUUUGUUUUGUUUUCUUAUAAUCAGAACAGUAAAGUUUGCAGGGUGUGGUAGCAAAGGAGGUUGAGGAGGAUCAGGAGUUCAAGGCAUUCCAAGGUUUUUGACUAGGCUGGGCUACACGCGAGACCCUUUCAGAAAAUUAUUCAUUUUUGUUAUUAUAACCUGUGUUUACAAAUGAAGAGUCAGGAGUCGGAGCUGCGAAGCCGGUGUCCGAGCCUAGGGACUGAGUGAGUCCGGGAACCUGUUCUGCUGGUGCAACCUCCACCAGUACAGUUUUCUGCUCUUGCUUGUUGCCUCGCCCUAUGGGAAGCCUGCUGCUCACUGCUGCUAUUGUUCGAGUGUUCACAGACGCUAUGGGCUCUUGUUAACUUUUUAUUGUUAAAGUUCCUUUUUAUAAAUUCAAAUACCAAGUAAAGUUUUUCAUUACACA